Messenger RNA from Microthlaspi erraticum, 507 nucleotides. Lineage: Eukaryota; Viridiplantae; Streptophyta; Magnoliopsida; Brassicales; Brassicaceae. The record is from the annotation of a GenBank genome assembly.
AUGAGCGGAGCCGGUAAGAAAAUCGCGGAUGUGGCUUUCAAAGCGUCGAGGACUAUAGAUUGGGAUGGUAUGGCUAAGGUCCUCGUCACCGAUGAGGCUCGCAGAGAGUUCUCUAACCUCCGUCGUGCUUUCGAUGAGGUUAACACGCAGCUCCAGACCAAGUUCAGUCAGGAACCUGAACCCAUAGACUGGGAGUACUACAGAAAGGGUAUUGGGUCUGGCAUUGUGGACAUGUACAAGGAAGCUUAUGACAGCAUUGAGAUUCCCAAGUACGUGGACAAUGUUACCCCUGAAUACAAGCCAAAGUUUGACGCUUUGUUGGUGGAACUGAAAGAAGCAGAACAAAAGUCGCUGAAAGAGUCCGAAAGGCUAGAGAAAGAAAUUGUUGAUGUCCAAGAAAUCAGCAAAAAGCUCAGCACCAUGACUGCAGAUGAGUACUUUGAGAAGCACCCAGAACUCAAGAAGAAGUUUGAUGACGAAAUCCGUAACGACUACUGGGGAUACUGA